Messenger RNA from Anoplopoma fimbria (sablefish), 1332 nucleotides. It is a transcript of the gene taok3b, whose product is annotated as TAO kinase 3b. The transcript has 7 exons. Gene Ontology annotation, biological process: execution phase of apoptosis. The record is from RefSeq and is a predicted model, not a curated record. The coding region runs from base 16 to 1332 and encodes 438 amino acids. NCBI's taxonomy places the organism in Eukaryota, Metazoa, Chordata, Actinopteri, Perciformes, Anoplopomatidae.
GAGCUGCGGGAGCAGAUGUCUGGGUAUAAGCGCAUGCGGCGGCAGCACCAGAAGCAGCUGAUCGCCCUGGAGAACAGGCUAAAGGCCGAGAUGGAUGAGCAUAGGCUCCGGUUGCAGAAGGAAUUAGAGACACAUGCGAACAACACUUACAUUGAGCUGGAAAGACUGGCCAAACGCCACUCUGCUCAAACAGACAAAGAGAUAAAGUCAGUUGCAUCUGAAGAGAGGAGGAUCCAGCAACAGAUUGUUGCUCAGCAAAAGAAAGAGCUGACUUCUUUCUUAGAGAAUCAGAAAAAGGAGUACAGGCUUUGCAAAGACAAGAUCAAAGAAGAGAUGAGUGAAGACCCUUGUACACCCAAGGAGGAGAAGCAGGAGCGUCUGUCCAGGCACAAAGAAACAAUACAGCGCUCCCAGGCGGAGGAGGAAGCUCAUCUGUUGGCCCAGCAGAGGCUGGUCUACGACCGGAGCUGCAGGGCCCUUAAACGCCGGAGUCUGGUCAGAAAGCACGAGUUUGAACAGGAGCAACUGAGAGAGGAGCUGAACAAGAAGAGGACCCAGAAGGAGAUGGAACAUGCCUUGAUGAUCCGGCAGGACGAGUCCACCCAGGACAUGGAGCGCCGGCAGCUGCAGAUGCUGCAGAAGCUGCGUAUUGAACUCAUGCGGCUGCAGCACCAGACCGAGCUGGAGAACCAGGAGGAGUACAACGGCCGGCGGCAGAGAGAACUACACAGGAAACACACUCUGGAGCAGCGGCAGCAGCCCAGAAACCUCAAGAUGCUGGAGAUGCAGAUCAAGAAACAGUUCCAGGAUACCUGCAAGGUGCAGAACAAGCAGUACAAAGCUCUUAGGAACCAUCAGCUAGAGGUAUCUCCCAAAGGCGACCACAAGAUUAUCCUGAAGAGCCUAAAAGAGGAGCAGACACGCAAGUUGGCCAUUCUGGCUGAGCAGUAUGAGCAGAGCAUCAACGAGAUGAUGGCUUCACAAGCGAUGCGAUUGGACGCAGAGCAGGAAACAGAGUGCCAAGCCCUGAAGCAGCAGCUGAAGCAGGAGAUGGAGCUCCUGGACGCCUACCAGAGAAAAACCAAGUCACAGAUGGAGACCCAACACGAGCGAGAGCAGCAGAAACUUGAGCAGAAGGUCUCCAUACGCAGAGCGCACCUUGAACAGAAGAUUGAAGAGGAACUGGCUGCACUUCAGAAGGAACGCACUGAAAGGAUCAAGCACUUGUUGGAGCGUCAGGACAGAGAAAUUAACACUUUUGACACAGAAAGUAGAAGCCUCGGCUUUGGAAGCCUGGAAUCUCUGGACUUCCCCAAAGAAGACAACAGAUGA